This is a messenger RNA of Sarcophilus harrisii (Tasmanian devil), 3465 nucleotides long. RefSeq names its product diacylglycerol lipase beta (gene DAGLB). Gene Ontology annotation, biological process: lipid metabolic process. The transcript is spliced from 14 exons. Lineage: Eukaryota; Metazoa; Chordata; Mammalia; Dasyuromorphia; Dasyuridae. The record is from RefSeq and is a predicted model, not a curated record. Bases 506 to 2242 code for a protein of 578 amino acids.
UUUUAUCAGAACCUUUGACUGUAAAAAUGUUUUCCUGACUGGGUAGUUUUGAUAGGCUGAAAAAAUGACAGGUCUGAACAACAACACAAAAUAUUGUAGGGGAAACUCUAAGUAAAGCGUGAACUCUUUAAAAAAAAAAAAAGUAGGUCACAUCUAUGUAGUAUUUUAAAAGGUGUGAAAAGUCCUUUCCUCACAACAACCCAGAGAUGUUGAUAAUGCCAAUGUUAUUCCCACUUUUGGAGGCUUAGAGAUCCCAUGUGCCCACGAUCAUACUGCUAGUUAGUGUCUUGUACAGGAUUCAGUCAGAUUUACUCUAAGUUCAACUUAAAUGAAAUUUUCAUUGGUAAGUUAAAUAACAACUUGUAGGAAAUGUUUUAGAAAGGAUUCUUGUUUAGUUGUAGAUGGAUUCUGAAGUCAUCUCCAACUUUGCAUUCUGUGAUUCUGCUUCUGAAAUGUGGACUGAAUAAAUUAAGGAACCAUUUGUAAUCCUGGACCCCGGAAGUCUAUGCCCAAACUGAUUUAUAUUCGUCUAGCAUUAUUUUUGCCAGAAAUGAUUUGGGCUUCUUUGGGGGUAGCUUGGAUAGCAGACAGUGGUGUUCAUUGUGAUAAGACAGUUGUGAAUGCCAUAAUUGCAACAGUCAUUGUCAGUUGGAUAAUCAUCGCUUCCACUGUGGUUACCGUUAUUAUUGUCUUUGAUCCACUGGGAGGGAAAAUGUCUCCUUAUUCUACUUCUGGUACAGAUCACCUGGAUACUAAUGAUUCAAGCCAAUUAUUGAAUGGCCUCAAGACAGCAGCAAGAAGUGUCUGGGAAACCAGGAUCAAGUUAAUAUGCUGUUGUGUUGGGAAAGAUGACCACACUCGAGUUGCUUUUUCCAGUACAGCAGAGCUUUUCUCAACCUACUUUUCAGAUACUGAUCUCGUGCCUAGUGAUAUAGCUGCAGGUCUGACUCUUCUCCAUCAACAGCAGGAUAAGAAAAUAAAGGAUCCUGAGGAAGUUGUGAGUCACUCUCUAGUGGUCUCCCAGGAAUCUGAUUUGGAUACAGAAUUGGAAAACUGUCACCAUUAUGUGCAGUUUGCAGCAGCUGCUUAUGGGUGGCCUCUCUAUAUUUAUACAAAUCCACUUACCGGUUGCUGCAAGAUUGGUGGUGAUUGUUGCAAAAACAGAACAGCAGAAUAUGAAUUUAUUGGAGGUGAUCAUCUGAAUUGUCAUUUUGGAUCCAUCCUGCACACAACUGGGCUUCAGUACAGGGAUUUCAUUCACAUCAGCUUUCAUGAUAAGGUGUUUGAACUUCCUUUUUUAGUUGCUUUGGAUCAUAGGAAAGAAACUAUUGUGGUAGCUGUUAGAGGAACCAUGUCUCUUCAGGACAUCCUCACUGAUCUGUCAGCUGAGAGUGAAAGCCUGAAUUUAGAAUGUGAGGUGCAAGAUUGUUUUGCACAUAAGGGGAUUUCUCAGGCUGCCAAAUAUGUUUACCAAAGACUGAUCAACGAUGGAAUUUUGAGUCAAGCAUUUAGCAUCGCACCUGAAUACCAGCUUGUUUUAGUAGGUCACAGUUUGGGGGCAGGAGCAGCUUCUUUAUUAGCCAUCAUGCUCAAAAAUUCCUAUCCAGAAGUCAAGUGUUAUGCCUUUUCUCCCCCCAGGGGACUUCUAAGCAAAUCCCUUUCUGAAUAUUCCAAAAGCUUUGUUGUAUCACUUGUUCUUGGGAAGGAUGUUAUUCCAAGGUUAAGUGUGACCAACUUGGAAGAUUUAAAGAGAAGAAUACUGAGAGUGAUAGCUCAUUGUAAUAAGCCUAAGUAUAAGAUCCUGUUGCGUGGAUGUUGGUAUGAACUAUUUGGAGGGGAUCCAGAUAACUUCCCAACAGAGUUGGAAGGGGGAAACCAGGUAGACCUGACUCAGCCUCUACUGGGAGAGCAAAGUCUGUUGAUACAUGGGUCACCUUCAUAUAAUAUUUUCGAUGAAUCUCCUAGAGAAUCCCCAACUAGGUAUCCUCAUCUGUAUCCUCCUGGAAGAAUCAUCCACCUUGUUGAAGAUGACAGUUCAGGAAGGUCUUGUUGCUGUUCUACUUCCAGAUAUAGUGCAAAGUGGGCAACUGAAGCAGAAUUCAGUAAAAUUCUUAUAGGCCCUAAAAUGUUAACAGACCACAUGCCAGACAUCCUCAUUAGAGCCUUAGAUAGUGUAGUCUCCGAGAGAGCAACUUGUAUUUCUUGUUCAACACAAGAAAAUUUUAAUACUAAUAUAGCAUAACCAUAGCUAUUAGAAAGCAACAGUAUUUUUCAUUAUAUUUUGGAUUCUUCAGCCACAAGUGACUGAUUUGUAUUUGAAUUAUUUAUGAAGAAAAGUUUGGAUUUUCACAACUUGGAAGUGACCAGAUACUUGGGAUAUUGAAACUACUUUCUGAGAAAACUUCUGUUUGAGGGAGGGUAACUAGUGGAAAGAUCUGUAAUGUCAUUUUAAAUAGAAUCAGGUAUAAGAAGAAAGCACUGGGGGCAAGAUAGUAACUAAGCACCUCUAAACAAGAAAGUAAUCUCAGAAGAGCCAGCAAAAUUAUUUUUGAAGACUUGAAAGAGGAUAUGACCACUUUAUCAGCCAUGGAAUGAAUUGCUUCUCUCCAUCAGCCAGCUUGGAAGGGGCUUGUUAAUUGUGGCUGAAAUUUAGAGCAAGUAGAAGUUGGUAUCCUUAUCUAAAUAUCUAAUAGCUGUUGUCCCAAAAUUUAUCUGGCAGGGAUUAAUUACCUCAGAUACACUCCUGGAACUAGCAAGACCAAACUUUUCUCAGAAGUUUAAAUGUAUUUGAUCUUUUCUUCCCAGGCUUCCAAAUAUAUACUUAAUUUAAAAUCGUGGAUCAAAUCAUGAUUUUUAAUCAAAACGCAAAUAUAUUUAACUAAGAAGAGGAAAAAAAAAAUCUCCAUAGGAAUAUGUAAAAAAUUAAAAAAAAAAAAAUGUGAGGCAAAAUGCUGUUAGCAGCCCCUGAGAUAAAUAUUGAACUCUUGCUGGGAAUUCUUUUGGCAAGCCCCACCUUGCCACAUAGUUUUGCUUAACUCCUACCCUAAAGCUGCAGUGGGAGAACAAGGAGGUAAUGUAAAAAGUCGGGGAAUGUUCUUCCUUCAUUGUGCAUUUUCUGAUUUCAGCUUCUUUAUGAACCUUUUCUGUUUGGAUUGGCUUUUCACUUUUAUGGUUGUCCUUUUCCCUCCAGAACUGAUAGUUGUAAGUCUUCCCUCAAAACUUUUUUUUUUUUUAAGACGACGUAUUUCCCGCCCUACUUCCCCUUUGUAGGCAAAGGAUCAUCAAAAACAAAAAGCACUUAUACAUGUCACUACAAUUCUCACAGUGACUGCACUUUUCUAUGGGAUUUGUUUGCAAGGAGUCAGUACUAAUGGUUUUACUUUGAUCAAAAAGUAAUCAUGUUUUGCAUGUGUUUAUACUGUGCUAUUGUAAAUAGAAAUAAAGUCUCAAGAAUUUUUGUGAAUA